UAGAACUUAUAACUUUUUAUUUCAGCAUCUUCAUCUUCAUCUUCAAUCAAGUAAAACAACAGUUAGAAAAAAUACAUAUAGUAUGUAUAGCAUAUACAUAUGUGAACUUUUGUCAAGCUCUGUUUUGAUUUGCUACUGUACACUCUAGCUAUACAAUAUUCUUUGAAUGAAUUAAGUUAUAUGAUAGCUAAAUCUUGCACAUCGGUUCUGCUAUCAAAGCACUAUAACCACAUUAAUGGUUAAGACCUGCUCAGACUGUCAUUCUCACUGGGCAGAUUGAUUCCUGAGACCCUCAGUGUUUGCUCAGCAGAUCUGCUGUGCUGCCCUUGCUCUAACAAGAUCACGUGUGGACGUCCGACUUGAAACAGAGAGGGGGAGUACUUAUUCUUGAGCCAGGGAUUAUGGGAAAUUGGGUCAUCCACACAGAGCAGGCUGCACAGUAGUUUGUCUCAGACAAUCAGUCAUUAGGAAAUAUGAGUGUAUUGUGACUGACCUGGGGCUGGUUGGAUCAGUAAGAGGUUUAAAACUUGUAAUGCCAGGCAGAGGUGACAGAAGAUGUUCACUCAGUGUCAAUGAAAUUAAUCAUUAAACAGAGUAUCCUAGAUAACACCCUGCUGCAUGUAAGUGAGAUUAACAGAUAAUAAACUGGUGAAAGCGACCCAUCUGGUUUUUGAAAUGAUACAUUGACUUGGAUGAAUUAUCUGACUCCUUUCUUGUUCCCACAAGACAAAGAUAUCACCCGGCAACUCAUCUUCAUAGAGGUGUGUCAAACAGCCUGCACAUCAUAGCUGCUCAAAAUGAACCUUGAGCCGCCCAAAGCUGAGAUCAAGUCGGCCACCCGUGUCAGUGGAGGCCCUGCCACGCCACGCAAAGGCCCACCCAAGUUCAAGCAGAGGCAGACCCGUCAGUUCAAGAGCAAGCCUCCAAAGAAAGGAGUCCAGGGCUUUGGUGAUGAUAUCCCUGGAAUGGAGGGCUUAGGCACAGACAUCACUGUCAUUUGUCCCUGGGAGGCCUUCAGUCACCUGGAGCUGCAUGAGCUGGCCCAGUAUGGCAUCAUCUGAAUCUUCCUGCAUCAU
Molecule: messenger RNA, 1076 nt
Organism: Monopterus albus (swamp eel)
Lineage: Eukaryota; Metazoa; Chordata; Actinopteri; Synbranchiformes; Synbranchidae
Gene: pde6gb
Product: phosphodiesterase 6G, cGMP-specific, rod, gamma, paralog b
Exons: 3
Coding region: 798-1061 (87 amino acids)
Biological process (GO): positive regulation of epidermal growth factor receptor signaling pathway; visual perception; positive regulation of G protein-coupled receptor signaling pathway
Cellular component (GO): photoreceptor outer segment membrane
Molecular function (GO): 3',5'-cyclic-nucleotide phosphodiesterase activity; cGMP binding
Source: RefSeq, a predicted model, not a curated record